AUGGCUGCCGCUCAGCAGGACCACCUUGACACUGGUGGUAGAGUCGCCUGGUUAGCUUCGCUCGACACAGCUUACAGCCCCGAGCACAACUAUCGCCGCUCCUCCAUCAUCUGCACUAUCGGACCUAAAACAAACUCCGUUGAAGCCAUCAAUAAGCUCCGCGAUUCUGGCCUGAAUGUUGUUCGCAUGAACUUUUCCCACGGCUCAUACGAUUAUCACCAGUCUGUCAUUGACAACACCAGAGCUGCUGUUGCUUGUCACGCUGGCCGCCCCGUUGCCAUUGCCCUUGACACCAAGGGCCCAGAGAUUCGUACCGGCAAUACAAAGAACGAUGAAGAUAUCCCAAUCUCUGUUGGUACUGUGAUGAACUUCACUACCGAUGAAAGCUACGCCACAAGCUGCGACACCCAGAACAUGUAUGUUGACUACAAGAACAUCACUAAGGUCAUUACACCCGGCCGAGUCAUUUACGUUGACGACGGCGUUUUGGCCUUCGACGUUUUGAGCAUCAAAGACGACAAGACCGUCGAAGUCCGCGCCAGAAACAAUGGAUUCAUUUCAUCUAGAAAGGGUGUGAACCUUCCCAACACUGAUGUUGAUCUUCCCGCUUUGUCUGAGAAAGACAAAGCAGAUCUGAAGUUUGGCGUCAAGAAUGGUGUAGACAUGGUAUUUGCCUCGUUCAUUCGCCGGGCCCAAGAUAUCAAGGAUAUCCGCGAAGUACUGGGUGAGGAGGGAAAGCAAAUCCAAAUCAUCGCCAAGAUUGAGAACCGCCAGGGCUUAAACAACUUCAGAGAGAUCCUCGAAGAGACUGAUGGUGUUAUGGUUGCCCGAGGCGAUCUCGGCAUCGAGAUACCGGCAGCGGAAGUCUUUGCUGCACAGAAGAAGCUCAUUGCUAUGUGCAAUAUUGCAGGGAAACCUGUCAUUUGCGCCACCCAGAUGCUGGAAUCCAUGAUUAAGAAUCCCCGUCCCACUCGCGCCGAGAUCAGCGAUGUUGGCAAUGCCAUCACCGAUGGAGCAGACUGCGUCAUGCUGUCUGGUGAAACAGCAAAGGGAAGUUAUCCAUGCGAAGCUGUUCGCGAAAUGCACGAGGCUUGUCUGAAAGCCGAAAAUUCCAUCCCAUACGUGUCACACUUUGAGGAGAUGUGUACUCUUGUCCAGCGCCCUGUCAAAAUUGUUGAAUCAUGCGCUAUGGCUGCCGUCCGUGCCUCCCUUGAUUUGGCCGCUGGCGGUAUCAUCGUGCUGUCCACCUCUGGCGAGUCUGCCAGACUUCUAUCCAAGUAUAGACCUGUCUGCCCUAUUUUCAUGGUCACUCGAAACGCCACGACCUCGCGCUUCAGUCACUUGUACCGUGGAGUCUAUCCAUUCCUCUUCCCCGAGGCCAAGCCCGAUUUUGAUAAGGUGAACUGGCAGGAGGACGUCGACAAGCGUAUCAAGUGGGCUGUCAACCAUGCCCUGGAGCUGAAUGUUUUGACCCCAGGUGACACUGUUGUUGUCGUGCAAGGCUGGAAGGGAGGCAUGGGAAAUACAAACACAUUACGAAUCGUCCGGGCUGAUCCAGAGCAUCUGGGGAUUGGCCAGGCCUAG
This is a messenger RNA of Pochonia chlamydosporia 170, 1584 nucleotides long. RefSeq names its product pyruvate kinase. NCBI's taxonomy places the organism in Eukaryota, Fungi, Ascomycota, Sordariomycetes, Hypocreales, Clavicipitaceae. Gene Ontology annotation, cellular component: cytoplasm. Gene Ontology annotation, molecular function: magnesium ion binding; potassium ion binding; pyruvate kinase activity. Bases 1 to 1584 code for a protein of 527 amino acids. The transcript has 2 exons. Gene Ontology annotation, biological process: glycolytic process. The record is from RefSeq and is a predicted model, not a curated record.